Messenger RNA from Monopterus albus (swamp eel), 1909 nucleotides. RefSeq names its product UBAP1-MVB12-associated (UMA) domain containing 1 (gene umad1). The transcript has 4 exons. The record is from RefSeq and is a predicted model, not a curated record. Lineage: Eukaryota; Metazoa; Chordata; Actinopteri; Synbranchiformes; Synbranchidae. The coding region runs from base 186 to 629 and encodes 147 amino acids.
CGGAAACCGAAUAAAGAUUAAAUAGGUUAUAUUCUUCCGUGUUCUGUAGCCAGUUUAGUGAAACUAACAUUUAGCAGAGUCAUACUGAGUUCAAACUAACAAUCACAUUGAAUAAAACAAUAUGGAGCCAGGAACAAACUUGCCUGUUGUGUGAACUUCGUGACUGCACAACUAAAAGGAUAAUCAUGUGGAGUUUUUUGGGACUGCGUAAAGACUCAAAGAAGUCGCCAACCGAGAAGGAAGUAGAUGGAGGCUUUGUCGUCAUUGGAGAGACAGUUGAAGAACAGAGGAGGAAGAUGCAGACUGUGAACAUCGUACAGCCCUCAACAAACGUCAUAGUGCAGCCGUCCAAAUCAUCACGUACAACUCCAGAUCAACCUGCUGGCAUAAAGCUCCCCCCACCUUUACCUACAAAUGGGGUGAUAGCAGAGCCCUCAGUGGUGGAAGCUGCUUCAGCUCUCCCAGAUCUUCUUGGUGAUGUCCCCUUCACUUUGGCUCCUCAUGUCUUGGCCAUGCAGGCAGGAGUCCCCUUCAUUCCUGAUGUGCUGCUGUCCCAGGACAUCAGCUAUAACCUGGCUAACUUUCAGUAUGAUUUCACCUUAGAGAACUCUGUGCUUCGCAGUGCCUAGUUUUUUUGAAUUUUAAUAUUAGGACUGUGGUCAGCAGUUCACACUGUGGGGAACUUGGCUGAGUGUUGGAUGUUUGAGGUGGUCCGGCUCUACAUUGUAUCGAAUAAGCAAAUUCUAUGAGCUCACGAAGAUGACAUAAAACAUCAAAUAAAUUGUAGAACUGCUAAACAUUGAAUUUCUUUUAUUAAUCUUUCUGUUUUUUGUGUAUUUGGAAAUAAGCUUAAUUGGAUGGGAAAUGACCUAUGGAAUGUGGUGGCAGUGAAAAGUUCUGACUUCAUUGCUUUCAAGAACCUGAAUGGACUUGUUCCUUUUGCUGCUUUCAACACAGUUAGGAAGUAAUGUGUGUUAUAAAGGUGUUGUCUAGCUGUUAACUAGAUAAUUACUGUAUGGUUUGUUCUGACUUUCUGUUAGUUAAAAUAGCUCUGUACUCAUAAAGAAACACUUCUGCAUGAUAGUUAUAGAGAGGUACUGCCAAAAAUAAACACCCUUGAAAUCUUGGUACUAAUAAUGCAUUGCCCAGAAAACUGCACACAGCUAUACUCUUAAGUUCUAGGGGUGCGACGAAACAGCAUUUCAACACUGUUAAAGCAUGUUCUGUUACUCUUUGCUUUUUAUCUGUUUAUGAAACAAUUUUUAAUACUGGUGCAGCCAUCUAUACCUGCCAUGGCUGAAGACUUUUCUCAGUAUAUAGGUUGUGUGCUUUUUAUUAUGCUGGUGAUAGUCGUGGCUAGAGGCAUUAUGUUUUUGGGUUGUUCGUCCGUCCGGCCCCUUCUUGUGAAUAUGAUAUCUCAGGAACGCCUUGAGGGAAUUUCUUCACUUUUGGCCCAAAUGUCCACUUGGAAUCAAGGAUAAACCGAUUAGAUUUUAUAAUCAGAGGUCAAGGUUGCUAUAUCCUUAAUUUUAUUAAUAAUAAUACUUUUUGUUUAAAAGAACCUUUCAUGUCACUCAAGGUCACCAUACAAAUGCAAACAAGCAAUAAAUAACAAAAAGUAAGCAUUAUUACUUUACUUGUUAUUGAGGAAAUCAGUACCGUUUAAAUGUACAUUUUGUUGAAUUUACCAUGAGGUCUGUUAGACAGCAGGUAACGUUAGCUCCUUAAUGUUUUAUCCCUGGCUCUGUGCCGGAUCUUGAUUGAUUUCUGCUAGUUUUUAUUUCAGUCUUGACCAUUAUUUGAAUAUCGGCUUCUAUUUGAAAGAUUGUGGCGCUUGCAUCUUCUUCUUCUUCUUUCGGUUGUUCCCGUUAGGGGUUGCCACAGUGAAUCGUCUGUUUCCACCUAACUC